UCCUCCUCCCAGGCAGGUAACGCUCCCUAGGAGACAGAGUAGGCAGAUGGUAAGAUAGUACGUUUGGACUCAGGGUUCCCAGGAGUUAGAUUCUUAGUAGGAGGGACUGGAGAGAUCAGUCUAAAUUCUGUCGGGGAUAAGGAGUCAGGAGCUGACGCCCGUGUGCUGGAUCUCAGAGGAGCCGAGAGGCCUAGUCUCCAAUUUAAGGAGAUCUGGAAUUUGGGGGUAGGAAGCGCCUAAUCUGGGGCUGAGAACUGGCACUAAGGGCUACGACGCCGAAGUCCACGGACUUCGUGGGCAUGACACACCGGGGUCCGGAGUGGGUAGGGAACAGAUUCCCAGUGCUCAGGCCCCGCCCCUUUCCCUGGAGGCUUCUGGGGAUUGGCUGUCUUUCCGCAACUCUUGCGGCCCCGCCCCGGCGCGCGCCCAGCCGCGUGCCCACCGAGGGUGGUUGCAGCAGCCUACGCUACCUCCGCCACUGCUUGCUGCCAGCGGAGCCGGAGCCAGAGCCUGAGCGGCGCUGGGCCCGACGUGGGGCUCCUGGGUCGCGGCGGUGGGCAGGCGAUGCUCCAGCGGCCUAACCAGCCAUGGAGGCCGAGGCAGGCGGCCUGGAGGAGCUGACGGAUGAGGAGAUGGCGGCGCUGGGCAAGGAGGAGCUGGUGCGGCGCCUGCGGCGGGAGGAGGCGGCGCGCCUGGCGGCACUAGUGCAGCGCGGCCGCCUCAUGCAGGAGGUGAAUCGGCAGCUGCAGGGUCACCUGGGCGAGAUCCGUGAGCUCAAGCAGCUCAACCGGCGCCUGCAGGCAGAGAACCGCGAGCUGCGCGACCUCUGCUGCUUUCUGGACUCUGAGCGUCAGCGCGGGCGGCGCGCAGCGCGCCAGUGGCAGCUCUUCGGGACCCAAGCAUCCCGGGCCGUGCGUGAGGACCUGGGCGGCUGUUGGCAGAAGCUGGCCGAGUUGGAGGGCCGCCAGGAGGAGCUGCUGCGGGAGAACCUGGCGCUUAAAGAGCUCUGCCUGGCGCUGGGCGAGGAAUGGGGCCCCCGCGGCGGUCCUGGGGGCGGUGGGGGCUCAGGCUCCGGGCCAACACCCGAGCUCGCUCUGCCCCCCUGCGGGCCCCGCGACCUAGGCGAUGGAAGCUCCAGUACCGGCAGCGUGGGCAGUCCCGAUCAGUUGCCCCUGGCCUGCUCCCCCGAUGACUGAGGGCGCUGUCUCCACGCCAAUGUCCGCCCGAUUGCUCCCUGAGCGCUUGUACUGCGAUGGACCUCGGGACCUGGACGCGGUCCUGGCUGCGCACGAGGGGCCGCUGGAAUAGACUAAGAAACGUUGAAACUGAGGAGGGCCCUUCGCCCUCGCUGGCGGGGCAGCAGGAGGACUGGAGGCUGGAACAGAUGGAUUUGCUGGGGGUUGGGUGGGGGUUAAUAAACCGGGAAGGAAGCG
Nycticebus coucang (slow loris) is the source of this 1433-nucleotide messenger RNA. It is a transcript of the gene CCDC85B, whose product is annotated as coiled-coil domain containing 85B. Gene Ontology annotation, cellular component: nucleus. Bases 588 to 1196 code for a protein of 202 amino acids. The record is from RefSeq and is a predicted model, not a curated record. NCBI's taxonomy places the organism in Eukaryota, Metazoa, Chordata, Mammalia, Primates, Lorisidae. The transcript has a single exon. Gene Ontology annotation, biological process: negative regulation of DNA-templated transcription.